Hemiscyllium ocellatum (epaulette shark) is the source of this 3019-nucleotide messenger RNA. Its product is annotated as gastrula zinc finger protein XlCGF49.1-like. Lineage: Eukaryota; Metazoa; Chordata; Chondrichthyes; Orectolobiformes; Hemiscylliidae. Gene Ontology annotation, biological process: regulation of transcription by RNA polymerase II. Bases 678 to 1433 code for a protein of 251 amino acids. The transcript has 2 exons. Gene Ontology annotation, molecular function: DNA-binding transcription activator activity, RNA polymerase II-specific; RNA polymerase II cis-regulatory region sequence-specific DNA binding. Gene Ontology annotation, cellular component: nucleus. The record is from RefSeq and is a predicted model, not a curated record.
CACUACUAUUGUGCCUCUCUCUGUCUCGCUCUCAAUCACAAUUUAUGGAGGGGACAGAUUCUGGAAAAGUUGGGCCAGACUAUCUGAAGACAGAAGUUUCAAAGUCAACAGAUAAAGGGCUUAUGUCCAAAAUGUUGAUUCUCUUGCUUCUCUGAUGCUGCUUGCCGUGCUGCGCUUUUCCAGCGACGCAUUUUUUGACUCUGACCCUCCAGCAUCUCCAGUCCUCACUUUCAUAUCAAUGUCUGACAGUCACUCGAUCCAUCAGGACCGCAACAAUUUUCAACUAUGAUUCUGUGAGAAGGAGCAAAGCUUUCUUUUUGGUUCCUGUUUGAGUAGGGGGGCCUGGUUGAAAGACCCUACUGUUGCAGCGCACUGUGUGUGGAGCCUGAAACAACUCUACUGCGUGGAAAGAAUAAUUCACUGCGGGGUUGUACACGUGUGUGUGUGUGUGUGUGUAGCUGAAACUUCGGCCAUGGAGAAACCCAAGGAAACACGUCCCGUUGAGAAACCAUGGGAAGUGUGGCGACUGCGGGAAGGGCUUCCGUGUCCCACCUGUCCUCGCGGCUCAUCAGUGCAAUCACACUGGGAAGAGGCCGUUCUCCUGCCCCGAGCAGGCAAAAGACUUUACUUGCUCCCGUGUCCUGCUGGCCCAGCAGCAUAUACAGACUGGUGAGAGGAUGUUUCACUGCUCCAUGUGCGGGAAAGGGUUCACUUGGGUGGACAACCUCCAGACCCACCAGCGAUUCCACGCAGGGGAGAGGCUGUUCAGUUGCCAUGAGUGCGGGAAAGCCUUCAGCAAUUCAUCCAACCUGUUGGCCCAUCAGCAGGUCCACACGGGGGAGAGGCCCUUCAGCUGCCCAGAGUGUGGGAAGGCCUUCAGUAAAUCCUCCAACCUGCUGGCCCAUCAGCGGGUUCACACGGGUGAGAGGCCCUUCAGCUGCCCAGAGUGCGGGAAGGCCUUCAGCAAUUCCUCCGACCUGCUGAGACAUCGGCGAAUCCACACGGGGGAGUGGCCUUUCGCCUGCCCAGAGUGUGGUAAGGCCUUCAGCAAUUCCUCUGACCUGUUGUCCCACUGGCGGGUCCACACCAGGGAAAGGCCAUUCAGCUGCUCUGAGUGUGGGAAGGGGUUCACCCGCUCCUCCAAACUGCUGGCCCACCAAUGGGUCCACACCGGGGAGAGGCCGUUUGCCUGCCCCGACUGCGGGCAGAGGUUCACAUUGUCCUGCAACUUGCGGAGGCACCAGCAGGGGCACAAGUGCAUCCAACAAUCAGAUUCCACCAGUGAUGCUGCAGUGGGUCACCCUCCAGAGCUGAACCUCCUGCCUAUUCUGACAGUGGGUGCAGUGGGCUUUUGUUGUUUUGUGCUGGACUCACCCUCUUUCCCACCUCCCCCCCCCCAAACCCACCUAUGUGGCUCAGGGGUGGCAUGGUGACUCAGUGGUCAGUACCACUGCCUCAUGAUGUUCACCUGGGUUCAAUUCCAUCCUCAGGGUGACAGUCUGUGUGUAGCUUUCACGAUGCCCCCCCCCCCCCCCCACACACACACACACAUCUGUAUGGGUUACCUCUGAGUGCUCUGGUUUCCUUCCCCUGGUCUAAAGGUGUGCAGGUUAGGAUGGAUUGGCCCAUCUAAAUUGUCCCAUAGUGUUCAGGGAUGUGUAGGUGUGGUGCAUUAGUUGGGGUAAAUGUAGAGGAAUAGGGAUAGGGGAAUGGAUCUGGCUGGGUUACUCUGCAGAGGGCCAGUGUGGACUUGUUGGGCCAAAGGACCUGUUUCCAUAAUAUAGGGAAUCUAAUCUUAAAAAAAAUUCCUCCAAGCGAUACUGAUAAAAUAUGCCGAGUUGGACAAAGUAUCCCAUCAAGUUUGAGACAAAUCCAGAGUUGAAGAAGUCGGAAGUCACACAACACCAUGUUACAGUGCAACAAGUUUAUUUGAAAUCACAAGCUUUAGGAGCUUUGCUCUUUCAUGAGUGCUGCUCCUUCAUCAGGUGCCAUGUGACUUCUGACCUUGUCCACCUCAAUUCAACACCAGCACCUCUGCAUCACAGUUGACGAAUGAGAUUGGAUUUUAUUCGGCCUGAUUUAGUGAGAAGUUCAUUUGGAAACUCAAAAUUGUCAGACCUACAAAGAAACGCGAAUCAUAGAGUCCUACAGCAGGAGACAGGCCCUUCUGCCCAACAUGUUCCAUGCUGACCAAACUGUCCACCAACACUAAGCCCAUUUCUCUGCACUUGGCCAUUUCCUUUCAUACCUUUCCUAUCCACGUAUUUGUUCAAAUGCCUUUUAAAUGUUGUUAAUGUACCCAGCUCAACCACUUCCGCAGGCAUGUCAUUCCAUAUGUGUACCACCAUCUGUGUAAAAACAAAAGUUGCCCCUCACAUUCCCUUUUAUUCUUUUUCCUCUAACCUUAAACUGAUGCCCUCUAGCCCUCACUUCCCCAACCCGGGGUAAAAGUGAGUGCAUUCACCCUCUCCAUGCGUCUCACGAUCUCUUCACUUCUCUAAGGGCCUCUCUCAGUCUCUAAUGCUCUAAAUAAAAAUAUCUUAGCUUGUCUAACCUCUCCCUUUUACACAGACCCUUGAGUCCUGGCAACAUCCUUGUAUAUGUCUUUAGCACUCUUCCAAGUUUAAUAACAUAUUUGUUAUAGACACUGCCCUGUCUACCUAUUUUGUUGGAAAUAUAGGACCUCACCCAAACUGAAUAAUCUGCCUGAUGGGACAGGAAACCACUUCCUUUCUUGAGAGACAGUCUCCUGGAGAGAACUGGCUGGCUGAUUGAGUCCACACAUUUGCCUAAGGUGGUGCUCGAAACCUUUAUCAUCUUUGGGAUGGAUCCCCAAUCAUGACUCCAGUGCUAUGGAGUCAUGCAGCCUGGAACAGACCCUUCAAACCAGCCAGUCCAUGAUCCCCAACUAAACCCGUGCCACCCAUCUGCUCCUGGCCUGCUAACAGUUUGUUUACAGUUUUGUUCAUUUGUUCAGCGUGAGAGUUGGAUAAAUAAAUUGCUGAUUGUUGAUUUUAAA